AUGGACAGUGUGGUGUUUGCUUCCCAACAACUCCAGAAGAAAUGCCAGGAGCAGAUGUAUACAACAUUUGUCGAUCUGACCAAUGCCUUCAAUAUUGUCAGUCAUGAAGGCUUGUGGAAGAUCAUGGCAAAAUUUGAUUGCCUGGAGAAUUCCAUAGUAUAUGUAGUGAAACAGGACUUUGUGCUUGGUCCCGUGCUCUCUGGCACGAUGUUUUCAACAAUGUUAGACUCCAACAAGAAAGAAAAUGGCAUCAUGGUCAGUUACCACAUUGACAAUAAAUUGUUUAAUUUGAAAAGGCUACAAGACAAGACUGAAGUAGAGGGAGAAUUGGUGCACAACUUUCUUUUUGCAGACGAUUGUGCAUUAAUUGCAACCUUGGAGCCUGAGAUGCAACAGAAUAUGGAUAGUGUGUCCUUCUGUGCAGAGCAUGCCCGUAGGAAUGCCCUGGCACUUCAUGCUCAGAUGAAGAAAAACAACGCUGGACCCAUGGGUGAAACACUUUUGUGCCAACUGAGUUCAUAUGCUAAGACAGAACUGGGUUCCCAGACCCCAGAGAGUAGUCGCAGUGAAGCCAGCCGUAUCCUGGAUGAAGACAGCUGGAGUGAUGGGGAUCAGGAGCCUAUUACUGUGGAUCAGACAUGGAGAGGUGAUCCUGACAGUGAAGCUGAUAGUAUAGACAGUGAUCAGGAAGAUCCCUUAAAACAUGCUGGUGUCUACACGGCUGAGGAGGUGGCACUGAUCAUGCGUGAGAAACUGAUUCGUUUACAGUCUUUAUACAUUGACCAAUUCAAACGACUUCAGCAUCUAUUGAAAGAGAAGAAACGCCAUUACUUACAUAAUCGCAAGGCAGAACAUGAAGCUUUAGGCAAUAGCCUUUUGACAGGUCCAGAGGGCCUUUUAGUGAAAGAGCGUGAAAGCUUGAAGCAGCUGAAAUGUCUUCGGCGAUACCGCCAACGCUAUGGUGUCGAGGCCCUGCUACACCGACAGUUAAAGGAACGCAGAAUGCUGGCCACAGACGGGGCUGCCCAGCAGGCACAUACUACUCGUUCCAGUCAGAGGUGCUUGGCUUUUGUUGAUGAUAUUCGUUGUUCCAACCAGUCUCUCCCGAUGACCAGGCACUGUCUGAAUCAUAUCUGUCAAGAUACUAAUCAGGUUCUCUUCAAGUGGUGUCAGGGCUCUGAGGAGGUACCUUGCAACAAACCAGUUCCUGUCAGCCUUUCUGAGGACCCCUGUUGCCCAUUGCAUUUUCAACUGCCACCUCAAAUGUAUAAGCCUGAGCAGAUACUCUCUGUGCCAGAUGAACUGGAAACUGUCCCCAUGGAUAUGUACUUGAGUGCUGCUGAACUUCAGCCUACAGAGAGUUUACCUCUGGAGUUCAGUGAUGACUUGGAUGUAGUGGGUGAUGGAAUGCAGUGCCCUCCUUCUCCCUUGCUCUUUGACCCUUCACUAACUCUGGAGGAUCAUUCAAUCAAAGACAUUGCUGAAGCUCCUGUGGAUAUUCUGAAUCAAGUACAGAUUGCAGUAGGUGUGCCCAGGUCACAAGGAUCCCAAAAGCCUGAAGAAACCACAGUUUCUGCAUCAUUUCCUGGAAGUGGAGUGGUUGCCACUAAUGGGAAGCCAGAACAUAUUUCUAUCAGCUGAUUGUUGCUACUGAGAACAAGUUGACUUUGGGGGUGGUUGAAGUCUUCAUUUCCCUAAGAAAAAUGUGACUAUUCUUCACCAAAAGAGAGGACCCAGGCUGACUUAUUCCCGCCCCCCCUUCCCCCCUCUGGGCAGCUAAGCUGUUCAUAAAUCAUAAAGCCAGAUUGUUCUGAGAAUAGAGCAAUAACUGUCUCAACUGUGGGCUACUCUUUAAAUUGGGCAAGAUGUAUGUAAUGUUGCCUGUUGGGGAUCAGUGGAUGAGUUCAUGUCCAAGGGGAAGAAAAUAUCUUAAUAAUGGAAUCCCAAAAUCUUGACCAGGAAACCAGUUGGGUAACCAGUAUGACUUCUGAAUCUGGAAACUGGUUAUCCAGUAUGCUGUAUUCUCUUAGCUCUUCUUGACCUUUCACCAAAGUGGAGUGCAAAACUGGGCAUGUCCUACUCUCUCCAACCCAAAAGGAAUUCAGGCGUGGACAGUCUGUAGGCUCAAUCCCUUAACCCUCCAGCUUCCUGCUUCUAACCUGUCUAGAGUUCUGUAGUGGUCACCUUAUGUAAGAUAAAAUAUAAAUUCUCUGUACAGAAUUUCUAUCAAAUGCUCUAAAAAAGGAAAGAAAGAAAAUGUGUAUUGAAAAUGAAAAACAGUCUUAUUACUUGGAAUGAGAGUUGUGGGUCUAGUUGAAUAAUUCUGUGUUUAAGAGGACCACCUCUAUGAUGGGAAAAAGGGGUACUGGCAUAUGACCUUUGUGAGAAUCUUGUACUUUACAGAGAAGAACUCGAAAUACUCAUCUUCUAAACCUACUAAUAUCUAGACAGGAUCAUGUUUGUGUGUAAAUAAAAUAUUGAAACUGCUUUGGGUUGGGGGAAGGCUACGGGGACAUUGGCCUGGGGGAUUGAUUAAGAAUGGCAGUGUUGGAAAAAAUCACCCACCAAAGCAAAACACCAUAUGUUGCCAAGGAAGGAGACAACAUAACUCUACAUCCUUUCUGUUGUCUACCUGCUGGGGUCCUCCUUGCAUAAUCCUA
Molecule: messenger RNA, 2660 nt
Organism: Gracilinanus agilis (Agile Gracile Mouse Opossum)
Lineage: Eukaryota; Metazoa; Chordata; Mammalia; Didelphimorphia; Didelphidae
Gene: KANSL2
Product: KAT8 regulatory NSL complex subunit 2
Exons: 10
Coding region: 1-1641 (546 amino acids)
Cellular component (GO): NSL complex
Source: RefSeq, a predicted model, not a curated record